CUUUCCAGACCUAACUCGGGCUCCUUUGGGUUCAGCAUAGUCGUAGUUUCCUCUGGAAGGAUCCCUUGGCCACAAGCUGGGUCGGGCACCUGCUCUGGCGCACAGUGCUGGGUCUACGGGGAACCCCAUGAUGCAGGGACCUUAUCACGCUCAUGACUGUAUCCCCAGAGCCUAGAACUGUGCUCGGCAUACAUCAGGUGCUCAAUAAAUAUUUGCUGAAUGACUGAAGGCAUCGUGCCAGCAUCGGGAUGCCAGCAGGCCCCGAGGGAGCAGGGGAGAUGGAAGGAAAACUCCUGGACUCCUGCCACGCCUUACAUUAGCAGCAUCUUCUCCGAGUCCGACAGCCGGCCCCCUGGGAUGCCAUUUGAGCCAGCUGAAUUCCGGGCACUGCUUCACUUUGGAAAGGCAGCCACAGCCCUCAUCAAGCAGCCCGGUAAUUGACGUCACAGCG
Messenger RNA from Physeter macrocephalus (sperm whale), 451 nucleotides. It is a transcript of the gene YWHAH-AS1, whose product is annotated as YWHAH antisense RNA 1. The record is from RefSeq and is a predicted model, not a curated record. NCBI's taxonomy places the organism in Eukaryota, Metazoa, Chordata, Mammalia, Artiodactyla, Physeteridae.